This is a messenger RNA of Myxocyprinus asiaticus (Chinese sucker), 4412 nucleotides long. RefSeq names its product transforming growth factor-beta receptor-associated protein 1. NCBI's taxonomy places the organism in Eukaryota, Metazoa, Chordata, Actinopteri, Cypriniformes, Catostomidae. The transcript is spliced from 12 exons. Gene Ontology annotation, cellular component: cytoplasm; membrane. Bases 137 to 2656 code for a protein of 839 amino acids. The record is from RefSeq and is a predicted model, not a curated record. Gene Ontology annotation, biological process: endosomal vesicle fusion; autophagy; vesicle-mediated transport.
GAUGAGAGUCACAUGGCAAGGUCAAAAUACACUUGAAUGGAAAAAAAUCCAGAACACUAACAGACUUUCUACGCUAAUGAGGUAUUAAUUUCAGGUGUAUUUUUUGCCCCAGACACCUCAAAACGAGUAAAUAACCAUGAAUGUCUUUACUUCUGUGCUGGUCUUUCAAAAAUUGCCCUCUCGGAAAGGCAGAGACAAAUACAGCAUUCAGUGUUUAGAGUGUUUUGGUAAAAACCUCUAUAUUGGGACCAGAGAGGGAGUUGUCGAGUAUCUUACUGUAAACAGUGUAAUUGGUGAAAAAAACCUUGCAGUCCGGGAGGUGGGGAAGAGACAGAUGGGCCGAAGUGGAGCCAUCGGCCAGCUGACGGCAAUCCCUGUUCUGAAUCAUCUUCUAGUACUGUGGGAUGGUUCGGUCACAGUGCUUAACAUGUUCUCCUUGGAACCCAUUCCUGCCCUGAAGAAAAUCCAGAAUGUGUCACUCUUUUAUGUAAAUGAGUCUGUGGUUCAGACUCAGUCUGUUUCUGUGGAGCUCUUUGUAGCUUCCACUAAGAGGAAAACAGUGAGCAUUUACAAGGUGUGUGUGGACAGAUGGGAAUGUGUGAGACAGGUGGCUUUGCCUCAGGAACCCGUGGCUUUAACCGUGCAUGAGACGUGUCUCUGUGUAGCCACUUGUGACAGAUACUUUCUCCAUGAUUAUGAGAGCCAAACCACGCUUGAUCUUUUCCCACAUAACCUGGGAAAGCAAAGUAUAAUUGCCAACAAAUGUGGAAAAGGAGAGUUUCUUUUAAAUGGACCCGGAUGUUUGGGCAUGUUUGUGAUGAAGAAUGGAACUUCUCAGCUUCCUCCUGUACAGUGGCCUGAUGGGGUGGUGGGUGCUGCAGUUUAUUUCCCAUAUGUGCUCACGCUACAGAAUCACACUGUCCAUAUCUACAGCAUGCUGGACCAGCAACUGAAGCAAACUGUCCCCAUUGGAAGCGCCAAAUCUCUCAUCUCAACAGAAGCAAAAGUUUUUGUUGUUGCUGAAAAAGAGAUUUAUCAGCUGUCACCUGUUCCCAUGGAGGAUCAGAUUCAUGAGCUGUUAAGCAGAGAGAGAGUUGAUGAAGCCCUGACAUUGCUGGACAGAGUUCAAGAUCUCCUGCCAAAGGAGUCGUAUAAGGAUUUACAUAAAAAUGUCAUCUGUACAUCUGGAAUGAUCAAAUUCUACAGGGAAGCUUUUGUGGAUGCAAAAGAGCUUUUCAUUAAAGGCGAACUGGACCCAAGGGAAAUCAUUAGCCUUUAUCCAGCUAUGCUUGUUAUGAGUGACAAUUUCACACCUCAGACAACAGCAGUCAGCAAUGCCAAGGAUCUUUGGUCCUUAAGUCGACACGACUGGCCAACAUUUCGGCAAUACCUAAGCUUCUUGGAUGAGUUCUUGAGAGAAGUCAGGCCAACAACACAGGGCCAAAUCUGUUCUGAUGAGAUCGACUCAGCGCUUUUUAAGCUCUAUUUGGAACAAGGAGAAUAUGGGAAACUGGACCAGUUUGUGUCAUCUCAGAAUAACUGUAACCUCCAGAUUUGUGUGCCUGACUUGGAGAAGCACAAAAGGUUUUUCACACUUGGAUUGCUCUAUCAAAGCCAAGGCCAGCAUUUCAAUGCAAUUCAGACAUGGGUUAAAAUCGUGGAGGACCAGAGUAAUGAACCGUCACACAUCAGUGUAUUCCAACAUAUUGUUAAUACUCUCUCCCAUCUGGAACACAAACCUAUCAUCUGGAAAUUUAUAGACUGGGUUUUUCAGAGAGACCAAGAGGCUGGAAUACUCAUCUUUACUAAGAGGCAUGCAAGAGACCGAAACACAUUUGCACCUGAAGAAGUGCUUACUAUCCUUGCCAACUACCCAGUUGCCACGACUCUUUACUUGGAAUAUUUAGUCAAUGACUUAAACAGCAAGGAAGAGAAGCACCAUACUCUGCUUAUCACAGCAUACGUCAAACAGAUACUGCAGUCAACUAAGGGUGCUGAGAACAAUUAUACAAGCAAGGAUGAGAUAAGACAUAAACUACAGAAACUACUUUGGCAAUCUUCUGUCUACAGUGCUGAUGCCAUAUAUGACCAAAUAAAGUCCUCAUUUCUUCAUGUGGAGAAAGCAAUCUUGCUUGGGAAAUCCAGUAAACACAAAAAGGCCCUGCAGAUAUUGGUGAAUGAUGAAAAAGACCAACAAGCUGCAGAAAGUUACUGUUGGAGGACCUCUGCUGGACAAGACAGGAAGUUCACACAGAGAAUGUUUCUCAUCCUGCUUCAAAUCUACCUUGAAUCCACAGAGCAUGUGAUCGCAGCAGUGGACUUGUUGAAUAAAAAUGCAUUUGCUUUUGAUGUAGUGAGUGUGCUGAGGGUGCUGCCGAGCUCCUGGUCUCUGCAGUUGGUGCUGCGGUUCCUGUGUGAAUCACUGAGAGGAACAGUACAUGACAAAAGAAUGAGAGGUCUUGAGAUCAGCCUAGCCAAGGUGGAAAACAUAAGACACAAGCAUGCCUGGAUGGAAGUGACACAUGAAGAAAUCAGAGUUAACCGAGGAUGUAUUUGCCAUUGCUGCCAGAAACCUCUUACAGUCCCUCAGUUCCUGCGCAGGCCAACAGGAGAGCUGACACACGUAUACUGUCAUGCUGGAGAGAGCAGUCACUGAACAACAGAGACACUAUUAUUCACAUCUAUUGGCUUGGCAGACAUUUACACUACAUUUAGGUGCUUAGCAGAUGGUCUUACCAAGUUGUUUACAAUAAAGACAGUGAAUUCUAGGACAGUAAGGCAGGUUGCUGAGGAUUUAUGAUAUAUAGUAAGCUAGACCACAAACACCAAAAAGAAACCCACAGCAGUUUGCACACAGGCCAAUAUCGAACUUUGGCUAAACUAAAAGAUGGCUUGGAUGUUACAGUACAAUCAUAUGCAGUUGUUUCAGAUAAGUCUUUAGACUUUAGACUAUGUGAACAGUUCAUUUAUAGUGCAGAUGUGGAGGAGAUUUGGUGACUGACGAAAACAUGUCCAGGUCACAUUUCACCCCUAAACCAAAAGCCAAAAUGUUAACAAAUUGUAUUUUACAUAAAGAAAAUUAAGCCUAUUUAAAACAUCAAGAUUUUUGGUAUUGUGACAUUUUCAUGACAGUUAAGCACAUUUUCUCUUUAUACAGUAUUCUCAUUAAAGUAAUGUGCACGAACAUUUAACUUCUACGGUUUUUUGUUAUUCCCUUUAUUCUCAUUGAUGAUUCUCAUUAGAUUAUUUUUACAAACAAGCACAUUUUCACAUUUUCUCUCUAAAUUCUUAUUACCAAAGUGUGUACAAAAGUUUUACUUUUGAAUUGUUUAUUAUUUCCAUUAUUCUUAAUGAUGAUUCUUGUUAGAUUAGUACAGUAAAAAAGAUUAAACAUUAAAAGUACAAUCACUACCAUGAUUUUUUUUUUUUACUUUACAAUUUAAAAAACAUAUGUUCCUUUUUUUUUUUUUUUGCAUUACAUCAGAAUGGAGGGGUAAUGUGCUUAAUUGUCAUAAAAAUAAGAUAUAGACAGACAGACAGACAGACUGACUGACUGACUGACUGAUUGACUGAUUGAUUGGAUUUUGGGAUGAUAGAUGACCUGGACCUUUUCUUGACAGGUUUUGUGAGAUUUAACCAAGUGCUUUUUUUUUAUCUUACAAAAUGUAUACUUUGUACUUCCUCUGCAAAUGGCAAACAUACAAUCCAAGUACUCAGCCAAAUCCUAGACAUUCCAAUACAAAUAAUAAACUAUUCUUUUCAACUGUACAUUCAUUCAUGCUUCAUAUAGAUUCACUAAGGCUGUAAAAUUGAUUUAUAGUUGUUAGGCUGAAAUGUUAAAUGACCUUUGCAUCCUAUAUCCUUCCACAUACACAUUUUCACAUCGGUGCCAGAAAACAAACUGUAUUCUAAACAGCUCAACAUCUCUUUUACACCCACUGGACUAGGGUUGGCCCAGUGCUGUCUGCUUCUAGCCCAAGCAUGGUGUGGAACUGGCAGCCUGACAAACCCAGGGCUGUACACAACUUCAGGACAUAGUGCUCUCCAGACAAGCAACCUUAUGUGGAUAUAUUCACAGACCGGUCUGUUUAGUUUAUGGACAUGAAAAAAUAAAUGAUAAAAACCUCAAAAGGUUUAUGCAUGUGAAUCAUAAUAAACUAAACAGACUGAUAUGUCAAAGUCAAUCACUGUUGCAUAGAGCCAUGUUGAACUGCAGGAAGUCUUCUGUCUCACUUCCUGUUUUGAAUAAAUCUCCCAUCACUCUUCUUUACCUUUUGCACUGGCAGGGUUUCUUAUAAUGGUAUGUUUACAAAUAAAGAGACAUGACCUAUGAAAGCUCUAAAUGAGCUUACACACAGAUUGCUGUGCCAGACAUACAGUAUUUAAUUUUUUUAUGUAUAUGCUUUAGUAAA